This is a messenger RNA of Melopsittacus undulatus (budgerigar), 3858 nucleotides long. It is a transcript of the gene B3GNT9, whose product is annotated as UDP-GlcNAc:betaGal beta-1,3-N-acetylglucosaminyltransferase 9. Lineage: Eukaryota; Metazoa; Chordata; Aves; Psittaciformes; Psittaculidae. The record is from RefSeq and is a predicted model, not a curated record. The transcript has 3 exons. The coding region runs from base 523 to 1794 and encodes 423 amino acids. Gene Ontology annotation, molecular function: UDP-glycosyltransferase activity; hexosyltransferase activity. Gene Ontology annotation, cellular component: Golgi membrane.
AUGCGCGGAAGGAGCUGGGGAGGUGCUGGCUCAGGGCUGUGCGGCGCUGGAUCCCAUCCGCACUCCCAGCCUGCCCAUCACGUGUCAGCACUUGGAAGCCACCCCAGCUCCUUCCCUUGGUGAGGUUGCUGCUUCCACCACUACAGCGUGUGCAAGGACGGAGCCCGGCCUCACGUCUUGGCCCUACUGGCACACGCACCCGUCCCGGCCAGCAGCAGCAGAACUGUGCUGUGUUUCAGCAUGCAAACGACACAGGGAGCAGGAGAAAGAGCGCUGCUUUGCUCCACGAGGAUUUCCUCGGUUUCGCUGGAUGGCUGAGGAAUGUCUAACACUAACUACAUCCAGAUGUGCCGACUUGGCAGCCCGCUGCUGAGACGUUACGAGGGGACGCCGGAUCAGCGUUAUCAAAUGGGAUUUGAAGAAUGGAUCCAAUGAGGAAGAAGAUCUCCAGGAAAAGUAUGGACACUGGUGCCAGGCCACUCAAACACAGCUUUUAACAGUCCCAGAAACACUGCAGAGACAAUGAGAGUUCGUCUCAAAGGGGAUGCGAUCUGUACCCUUUUCCUGCUGGUAGUGCUUUGCUCUUUGCUCUACUCCCAGCUGGAACAUUUAGUCCCUGUAGGAAACAAGGAGCUGACACAGAAGAAGCCUUCAGUAACAUCAAAAACGUUUUCUGACUCCAGAGCACCUUGGAGACUGAUGCCAGUAGAGGCAACUGAACACAGGCUCCAAGUAACUCCCAUCCUUAGACAAAGAAAAGUGGCCAACAAAAGGGUCCAAGCAACAACUCCAUCACCAUUGAAUGAUUCUGCCUUCAAGGGCUAUCUCCUAAACAAGGAUAACAGGAACUUCAAUCUCCUCAUUAACCAGCCCAAGAAAUGCAGGAGAACACCUGGAGGUCCCUUUCUGCUCAUUGCUAUCAAAUCAGUAGUUGAAGACUUUGACAGACGUGAGAUUGUCCGGAAAACUUGGGGCAGGGAGGGUCUGGUGAAUGGGGAGCAGAUUCAGCGGGUGUUCCUUCUGGGAACACCAAAGAAUAGAACAGUGCUGGCCACGUGGGAGACCCUGAUCCACCAGGAGAGUCAGACAUACCGGGACAUUUUACUCUGGGACUUCAUGGACACUUUCUUCAACCUGACCCUGAAGGAGAUCCACUUCCUAAACUGGGCUGCUGAGUUCUGCCACAAUGUGAAGUUUAUUUUUAAAGGUGAUGCUGAUGUUUUUGUCAAUGUUGAGAACAUCAUUGACUUCCUUGAGAGACAUGACCCCACCGAGGACCUCUUUGUUGGAGACAUCAUCUACAAUGCUCGCCCUAUCCGUGUCCGAAAGAGCAAAUACUACAUCCCAGAGACCAUGUAUGGGCUAAGCAUCUAUCCAGCCUAUGCAGGGGGAGGAGGCUUUUUGCUGUCCAGCCACACCAUGAGGAAGCUUUCUAGGGCUUGCAAAGAAGUGGAACUCUUCCCCAUUGACGAUGUCUUUUUGGGCAUGUGCUUACAGAGAAUCAAUCUCAAACCCAUCUUGCAUGAAGGAUUCAAGACCUUUGGAAUUGUCAAGCCCUCUGCUGCCCCACACCUGCAGACAUUUGACCCCUGUUUUUACAAAGAUCUCAUGGUAGUCCACAGUCUGAAAGUUGCUGAAAUCUGGCUAAUGUGGAACCUGCUCCACAGCCCACAUCUAUCCUGCACUCAGAAGAAGCAAGUGAAGAAACCUUUCCAGUGGAAAAAGAAAGCUCAAACAACAAAUGCAGGCAUCACCCCUCAGAUAAUGCAGGGAGACUGGAGCAGAAACACAUAGCAGCUGAGACCAGCUGAGAAACAGAGCCUAGAAUUGUUGCAACCAGAUGAACUAACUUUAGAAGCAGAGUAUUUUAGCAUAUCUUAUUUACAAUGUUAAGAGAAAAUGAGAAACUAUGGCAGGAAUUUGCAAAGAUUCCAUAUUUGCACACACACACACAUACCAUGUAGGUCCAUCUCCAUUAGUGAGUCAAAAUAAUAACAGCAUCUUUAAUUUAUUAUUAUUUAUUAGAAUUACAGUAAUGCUUAGUGGGCCAGUGUGUAAAAGCCAUUGCAAACCACAGUCUUUAGAGAUUUUUCAGCAUCGUUAGAAAUGUGAGGAAGGAAAAAAGACAGCAGGUAAGAGAUGACACCAAGUUGCACAGAGACUGUUGUCAACUUGUUACCUUGAAUUGGACUCCUUGAGAAAUGACUGAACUACACAGUAACUACAGUAAAGGAAAUCAAGUCACCUUGGUGUCUGCUCAGAUCAAAUCACUGCUGCCUGCUUGGCUUUCUGUAGCUUCACAAGAAGAGAGCAAGUAACAGGUAUUGAAAUGGGGUCCUAUACAUUGCAGGUAGGGUGGAGUGCAAGAAAACAAUCUGGAUCCUGAGGCUGGCUUGCCUGGUUGAGCAAGGAUAGGCAAGUAGAUAACUGCGAAGGGGCAGGCUUCCAAAGAGUCUUUAAAGAAAGGACAAGAAGAACUUUGAGUUGAUCCCUCCAAGUCUUGAUUUUUCAUUAUUCACAUCACCUCCUCAGUUCAAGUGUCUGCUCCAUGACACACUCAGGACUCAGGGGACCAGUUUGUGGCAAUUCCAUGAGCUCCAGCUCUCUCCCCUAGCCUGACAGUCAAAACUCAAAGUAAUACAACAAUAUCUAAUCUCCCUCACCAUCUAAUCCAGAUCUUCAGAAGGUUUGCAUCUGGAGAGAUCCUUUGGCCUUUGCUUCUGAAGGUAAAACCACACAGAGGUACUACUUGCAUCACAUCUGGGAGCUUCUUUAAACCGAACAGAAACUUGUCAAUGGACUGAGCUGGUUUCUAUAAACUUCAGUGCUCUUGCUUGGCAUAUAGUCAACUGCAAAGAGCAGCCAAUACUUUGCAUAUUGCUGCUGGUGUCACGUGAAGGGAGAAAGCAGGCUUCAGACAAAAGGGCUUCAGAAUAAAAGCCUUUCUGAAUUCAUUGCAAGAAAACAAAAAUACACAGCAACCUUUCUGUUGGCCUGUCCAAGGUCAGUUUGUAGCUUUGUAGUUUAAGCAUUGGACGAGAACACUGGAUUGCUUAGUUUUUCAAAGAACAGUCAAUACUUUAAAGCUUUUAUUUUUUUUUUCCCAGCAGCAAUUUACCUUAAAGGAACAUACUUUGCUUGGACAUCAAAGAGGAAGGAAAUUCCUCUAAAUCAGAGUUAAAAAGUGAUGAAAUUCAUGGGGCAAAAAGCCCAAAUUCACCUUUGAUACUGUGUUUGUUGAUUUCUUUGCAAUUUUUUCCCCUGAACAAAAUUCCCAUGCACCCCAGAAUCUCUGAUGCCAUCCCUCUUCAGGUGAGCACAUACACACAGCUUCAAGGAAAAUUGCAAUCAGUCGUAAAUGUCCAAGUCGCUUUUCCUUGAACAGAGCCUGCAGCACAGCUGCAUUUCAUAUCUGGGUAUCACCUUCCUUCCACCCAGCAGUAAUCCCAGCUCAGUCCUUUUAUUACCUGUGCACAACAUGGAGGAAAGCAAGCUGGUAUUAUCUAUUGUUAGACUACUAAAAGCAGUCUUACAUAUUAUUUUCAUCAUAAGAGUUUAAGCUUUAUAAUGUAUUUCCAAUAAAAGCUCAGCUAUGUAGAAGUCUAAACACCGUAUGUUGAUUUAAGGUACUUUUAGGAUGCAGUGCUGGAAUACAAAAUACUCCUGUAAGCUUUGCAAGGAGCUCUAUAGGGUGUGGAAAUAAGCCAAACCUUGCUGGUGGGAGAAAGCCAAUGAUGCCUCUGUUUGCUAACGUGAUAGUUAUGCAUUGAUGAGCUUGUACAGAAAUGUAUUAUCUGUGAUUAUUUUACAGUUUGGGAAAUUAUUUAUAUCAUAAUUAAAAGACAGCAUGCAGACGUG